This is a messenger RNA of Argentina anserina (silverweed cinquefoil), 540 nucleotides long. RefSeq lists its product as uncharacterized. Gene Ontology annotation, biological process: positive regulation of DNA-templated transcription; chloroplast organization. The record is from RefSeq and is a predicted model, not a curated record. The coding region runs from base 1 to 540 and encodes 179 amino acids. The transcript has 3 exons. NCBI's taxonomy places the organism in Eukaryota, Viridiplantae, Streptophyta, Magnoliopsida, Rosales, Rosaceae.
AUGGGAGUCCUAAGAACACUUCCUGUGACACCUCCACAUGGAAACUUACUAUCAAAUUUCGGAGCUGCGGAGAGUUUAUCUAAAUCCAACUUCAAGCUCAGCAAGAAGUCCCAGUUCAGAGUUUUGGCCAAAACCGAGAAGGGUGGGAAGGGAGAUGACGAAGAGCCAAAGAAAACGAAGCAGUCACUGUUUAGCAGUGUGACAGAAGCGCUUGAUUUUUCUCAGACCAGGUCUGAAGAAGACGCCCUACUUCUCGAAGAUGCAAGACAGGCCACCAAGUCUGGAGAAAAGAUGUCAAGAGAACAGUAUGCCGCUCUCAGAAGAAAAAUUGGAGGCACUUACAAGGAUUUCUUUAAAUCCUAUGUUGAAGUGGAUGGACAAUAUGUGGAAGAAGGGUGGGUCGACAAAACGUGCAAGGUGUGCAGGAAGGACACCGGCGGCGAGCCAAGGCAAGUUGACAAGCUUGGAAGAUACGUUCAUGUGGCCUGUUUGGGGAAACCGAAAUCUGGCAACUUCUUUACCAGACUUUUCUCAAGUUGA